This is a messenger RNA of Psylliodes chrysocephalus, 4340 nucleotides long. The record is from the annotation of a GenBank genome assembly. Lineage: Eukaryota; Metazoa; Arthropoda; Insecta; Coleoptera; Chrysomelidae.
UUAAAGAUUUUCAUUUAAACCGUAUUGUUUAAGCCAAAGAAUUGAUGUAAACGUAUCUAUAUAGGAAUACAAUCUUACAAAUACGGUAAAUACACUUCGUUCAAGCGAUGACCACUUGUGACGUUAGUAUCCAUAAUUGCACGUGAUAACCAAGAAAUUUUGUGGUAAAUACCAAGAAAAUUUGUUAGUUCGCUAAAAAUUGCUUAGAAUGUCAAUAAAAUGACAACUGACAACUGAAUCGCAUGCGCAAAACGUUUCGUUGAUAUGUCAAAGCCUGACAACCAUUUGGCAAUUUUUGUUUGUGUAUUAAUUAGGGUUAGAAUUAGAGGUUUAGAGAAUUAUGGUUUAUUUUAAAUUAUGAUAAUGGAAAGGAAAAUUAAACUGAAAACCCUAAAUAGUCAUAUAACAUGUAAAAUAUGUAGGGGUUAUCUCAUUGACGCAACAACUGUUACAGAAUGUUUGCAUACUUUCUGCAAGAGCUGCCUAGUAAAACAUUUAGAAGAGAACAAUACUUGUCCAACAUGCAAUAUUGUAAUACACCAAUCCCAUCCUCUGCAAUACAUAAGUUUUGAUAGAACUAUGCAAGAUAUUGUUUAUAAAUUGGUACCAGAUUUACAGAAAGAUGAGAUUAAUCGUGAGAAAGAGUUCUAUAGGCAAAGGGGAUUACCUAAUCCCAAAGACAUUCCUCUAACGAACGGGGAAGUCCACGGCGACGAUAAUCAUACAGAUAACACUCAUACUGAGAGUGACUAUCAUAGGCAAGAUGAACAAGUGAACGUGUGUUUAGAAUGUAUUAGUUCAAAUUUAAAAACUUUAAAAAGAAGAUUUAUCCGAUGUUCUGCCCAAGCUACUAUAUUACAUUUAAAAAAAUUUGUAGCGAAAAAGGUCUUGAAUGGGAUGGAAAAAUACAGAGAUAUCGACAUUCUUUGUAAUGAUGAAUUACUUGGCAAAGAUCACACAUUAAAAUUCGUCUAUGUGACGAGAUGGCGCUUUCAAAACCCUCCUCUGACGUUACAGUAUAGACCAAGGAUUGAUAUAUAAAUUUUUGUUACUUAUCCUGAGCAAUUACUCGAAAAAAUCUAAUCAUUUUUGUAAAAAUAAUCUUAUACUGGGAAUUGCUCAUUGUUAUUUAUUUUAAUUAAGUAAUUUUUUAUUUUGAAAAGUGUACUGUGUUUAAAAUAGGGUUAUUUUAUUGGGUAUUCAGUCAGGAGCCAUAUUGUUCCAUCUGAAAUAUUGUAAAAUAUUUCUUAUUAUAUAAUUAUUUUGACUUUUGUACUUAUCAGCAAGGAAUAGUUCUCGAUCACUAGGAACAAAGAGUAUGAACAGCUUAAGCUUGUAAUAGUUUUAAUAACCCAUUUAUAUAAAUAUAUAGGAUGUUUUUAAAUUACGCGGAAAACUGAAUAUUAUAUUAAAUGUUCUUUGAACUGAGUAGUUAUACUAAUCAAUCUUCAAACACCCAAUGUAUUUUAAAAAUAAGGUAAUUCUGAAAAAUAUCUUUGUAUUUUUCAAUUAACUCUUAAAUUCGGUUAUGUGUUUGUAUCAAAUAUAUUAUCGAUCAUACAAAAUAUGUUUUGAAGAAAAAUCUUAACACCAUCAAUAAUAAUAAAAUUAAAAUACCUAAAAUUGUAAUUUAUGAAUUGAUGAAAUUGAUUGAAAUGUUUUAUUAGGAUAAAAUAUGUAUUAAAUAAGUUUUAUCAACAUUAACCAUAUGUCAAGAUUUCAUGUUAUAAGAAAAUUUAUAUAUCUUGAUUGUUUGUAAAGUGAUUGAAGAAAUACAAUAAUUUCCUGCAUGGAUAGUUGCUUGCUGCUGUAAAAGAUUUAUUUAUUAUUAAUAAAAAAAUGCAAUAAAACAAUACAAGUUACAGUAUAUUGAAUAUUAUUUUGUAUACACUGCUACUGCAAGCAUAAAGAAAUUGACUGUACUUUGUUAUAAAUAUUUUACAUUUUAAUUAUGCUGCAAUUAAAAAUGUCAAGAUGUAAUUUACGUCAUUAUAUUUUAAGUACAUGUUAACCCCUUACCGCGUAAUUUUUUUGUUUGUGGACACAUUUUUCCAUGUUGUCAUGAAAACUAAUUUAUCCAGAAUGUAUAAAUUAAAUGUCUAAUUAUAACUAAAUAUUCAUACUCAGAAAAAUAAUAAAAUAAAAGGUACUUAAAAGACGCACUCAUCCUACCAAUUUAAUAGUUAUUAAAAAUAAUUUAGUUCAACAACUUUUUAGGAUUUGCCAACAAUAUUUAAAAUAAAACCAAAAAAUGUAAAACAUUAUUUUCUCUUGAAGUCACGUUUGGGGCCUUAAAGUUAAUUUUGUACAAGAAAUCUGAGCAAUCUAUUUUACUGUUUAUCAGCUUGAAUAAAAAUAUCAGGCAAUGGCAAUCGGGUAAUGGCAGCUAGGCAUUAACUAAUGAUGUUAACACCAAUGUCGCAAUAAUAAUUGUUUAUGUCUCAGAAAGACAAUCAUAUUAUGAUAAUCAUAUUUAAACUCUUUAAGCGUAUCUUUUGCUGAAACCUACUUCCUGCAGGAAAUUCAAUAAUUAUAUUAUUAAUAGUGUAGUCAUAUUUUGUGACAAUUUUCUCUAAACUAGACCUCAUGGUUACAUUAAGCAGCAAGUUAAUAAUAUAUUGCAGUUUGUGAUCGUAUUUUAUUUCUUCAAUCUCAUGAAAAAUUAAUAACUUGGCCAGCUCCGAGAUUUAAUUAGGUGCUAUACAAUUUAAUUUUUUUUAUGAAAAAUACUAUUUUGCUGGAUGUUAGAAUCGACUGCUUUUAAGGAGGUUGAAAUUAAAAAUCUAAUUAUACUUAUUUCCACUCGGAGGAGUCCACAAAGUAUCCAAAAUAUAAACAAAUAUUUGAAAAAUAAAUCUGAAAAUUUGGCUUUUUUGUUUCACAUAAUUUGUUCACAUUUCAAAAUGGGACAGUAUUUACUGUCUUUAUUUCAUACAAAGUUUAUCCUAGGUUUUUCUUAUAUUAAUGUCCGAAGAAAGAUGAAUACAUAAUUUUUCUACCGCUGUUACUGUUGUAUUUUUGCAUUUCGAAACAAUAAUGCAAUAUUUAUACAGUUUUUUGAUGGUAGCCAGGCGACUGCAGUAUUUUAAAAUACUCAUAAACUGUUAUAAAGAAAUAGCAUCAUUUCUCUUCUGUAAAAACUGGCCCUGUUUACAAGUGAUCACAAGUUGACUUGCAUACGCCUUGACAUACAUUAAAUUUACUACUAAAUGAACAGUUCAAAAUAUUGUAAAAUAAUUCGAUAAAAUAUCUUAAUUAAUUAAAAUAACGAAAUGUUGUGAUUAGUUUAUGACUGGACACGCCCUGGAUGUUUGUCAAAUUAUAUUUUUGCUCUCGGACUGUGCCAAUAAACUUAUUUAGUCAUGCAUAUUCAGGUAUAUCUUUUCUUGAUCUGAACACCUAAUAUAUUUGGGUUGGUAAGCUGUAGUAAUUUUUUUAAAUACAAAGAAUAUGUAAGAAUUUUAAAUUAAUGUUUCAGUUGGAAACCCCUGUAAAUAGUUUGAUAUAUAAGUUGUAUCAGCUCCUGACUGAACACCUUCUAUUUCUGUAUAGGUAAUUGCGACUGUAUUGUGAUUAAUUAUUCUGGAUUUAUAUAAUUUUCAAUCGAUUGUGUAAUUGUGUGUACAGUGUGAUUUAUCUAUAAUUAUUUAAUAAUUGAUUAUAUUUUUGCUAUAUUAGUUGUUGUGAAUACUUAAAUUUAUUAUCAUAUAGGUAGGUAUAUUGUAAUACCACAAUAUUAUUCAGGAAAUGUGUUUUUAUUAUAUUCAAAUUAAAUUAUGCAGAUGUACAUAUUUUAAAUAUAUAUUAUUUAUGGUUUGUUACUGGUCAGUCAUAAUAUUUAAUAAUUUUUAAACUGCUUGAAAUACUUCGUAGCAUGUCUUGUAACCGAUGGAUUAAAUAAGCAAUGACUUGAAAGUUCCAAAAUGUUAUUUAUAUUUUUCAAAAAUUAAAAAUAUUAGAUUCUCUCGCUAGUCCAACAAGUCUUCUAUAUACAGUAUGUCCCCCUAGGUUAGAAUCAUAUGGAAAACUUUUUUAUUAUUAAUUUUAGGAAAAAAAGUUAUUCUUCAUAAAAAGUUCUGCAUGAUCCAAAACUUAAAAUACAGUCAUCAGAUAUCAAAUUUUUCAAGCCGUAUACGAGGUUUGUCAAAAAAUAUGAAUUUUGCUCAAGAGUAAAGUACGAAAAUUUCCAUUAAGAAAAUUGCUAAAUUCUUCACAAACAUCAAGAAAAGGAAAGCGUAUCAUGUGCUAACGUAAUUUAUAACGUUUUCAGAUAUUUACAAUCAAUGUGUAGAAAAGUUUAUAAAAAAAUAAGAAAAUCUCUUUUUUCAGAUAGAUCGGUG